AUGGAGACUCCAGGGGUCUUCAAACUUCUCUCGUUCUCUCUAAUUCUUCUCAUCGCCUUCCUCCCGCUCGCAUCCGCCCCCACCGACCUCGUGAACUACACAUGCAAGAAGACGCCAUACACCGUCUUCUGCGCCGCAGCUCUCAGUUUGGACCCCCGGAGCUCCACCGCAGACACCAAAACCCUAGGCCUAAUCAUGGUCGACAAGGUCGAGGCGCAUGCCAAGUCGACUUUGACCAAAAUCAAGUACUUGCGCGGCAAAGCCGCCCACCCGAGGACGAAGCAGGCAUUGACCUCUUGCGAGCAGUCGUACGGAUUCAUCGUAAGCGCGAUGGUGCCCCCUAGCAAGGAAAGUUUGACGAAAGGUGACUACAAGUUCGCCGUGGAGUACAUGAAUGCCGCAGUAAACGACGUGCAGGAGUGCGAAGCGGGCUUCAGCGGCUCAAAGUCACCAAUAUCGGACUCGAACGAUUAUGAGCACAAAGCUGCCGCGGUGGCUUCCGCCAUUGCCGGGUUUGUUUAA
This is a messenger RNA of Eucalyptus grandis, 522 nucleotides long. Its product is annotated as cell wall / vacuolar inhibitor of fructosidase 1. Lineage: Eukaryota; Viridiplantae; Streptophyta; Magnoliopsida; Myrtales; Myrtaceae. The coding region runs from base 1 to 522 and encodes 173 amino acids. Gene Ontology annotation, molecular function: enzyme inhibitor activity. The transcript is spliced from 2 exons. The record is from RefSeq and is a predicted model, not a curated record. Gene Ontology annotation, biological process: negative regulation of catalytic activity.